GCCCUGUGUGCAGGAGGAACCUUCCAUCCACCGAGAGCCCAGGAGACCCGAAUAUGGACACAAUGAACACUAACAUCACUGACUACUAUGAUUAUGAUGACACGACCCUGUAUCCCGAAGAGCCCGUGGAUGGGCCUCGCAAACCCCUAAAGAUGGAGACUCUGGAUACGAUCGCUCUUUUCAUCUUCACUCUUGUUUUCCUGGUGGGAGUGCCAGGCAACGCCUUGGUUGUCUGGGUGACAGGGUCCGAGGCCAGGCGGGCCAUCAACGCCAUCUGGUUUCUCAACCUGGCGGUGGCUGACCUCCUCUCCUGCCUGGCACUGCCCAUCCUGUUUACCUCCAUUAUCCUGCACAGCCACUGGCCUUUCGGGGAUGCUGCCUGCCGCAUCCUACCCUCCCUCAUCCUGCUCAACAUGUACGCCAGCAUCUUGCUCCUGGCUGCCAUCAGCGCAGACCGCUUUCUGCUGGUGUUCAAUCCCAUCUGGUGCCAGAACUUCCGAGGGGCUCGUCUGGCCUGGACGGCCUGUGGAGUGGCCUGGGUCCUAGCCUUGCUACUGACGAUCCCUUCCUUCCUGUACCGGGUGGUGAACGUUGAGCAUUACCCAGUCAAGUUCAUAUGUGGCCUCAAUUAUAGUAGAGACAAACAUAAGGAGGUGAUGGUGGCCAGCGUGCGGCUGAUAGUGGGCUUCCUGUGUCCGCUGAUCAUCCUUUCGGUCUGUUACACCUUCCUCCUGCUGCGCUCCUGGAGCCGAAAGGCCACGCGCUCCAUGAAGACGCUCAAGGUGGUGGUGGCUGUGGUCAGCAGCUUCUUUGUCUUCUGGCUGCCCUACCAGGUGACCGGGAUGUUACUGGCCUUACAUGACAGUGACUCUGAAAUCUUUAGAAAAGUAAAGAGGAUGGACGCCCUGUGCAUUUCCUUGGCCUACAUCAACUGCUGUAUCAACCCCAUCAUCUACGUAGUUGCUGGGAAGGGCUUCCAUACCCUAUACCGCAAAUCUUUGCGCUCCAUACUCCGGAAUGUGUUGACCGAGGACUCCGUGGGCAGGGAGAGCAAGUCCUUCACACGCUCCACAGUGGACACCACGACCGAGAAGACCGAGGCGGUGUAAGGGGAGGCCACCCAGACCACCAUCUACUUGGUGCGCCAUCUUCCUGUCCGGCCCUGUCCGGCCCAGGCAUUUUAACUCAGUCCUUGGGGCGAUGGUCUUGUUUUGGUUCAUGCUCUUCCAUUCCUUCUGCCUUUCUCAGGUUCAUCCUUCCUCUUUCAGGCUAACUCUUCUCAUUCUUUCUCACUUCCAAGAUUAACCCAUUCUUCUAUGGAUACCCAAGGAGUCCUGGUAGUGCAAUGGCUAAACGCUCAGCUACUAACCAAAACGUUGGUGGUUCUAAGCCACCCAGCGACUCCAUGGGAGAAAGACCUGGCAAUCUGCUCCCGUAAAGAUUACAGCCUAGAAAACCCUAUGGGGCAGUUCUACUCUGUCAUAUGGGGUUGCUAUGCAUCGAAAAUUGACUUGACGCCAUCCAACUACUUUGGCCGCCCAGUUUUUCUUUCCAUUCAAGGCUUACCAAUGCAUGUAGAAUAGCUUCAUCCAUCAAUGUGAUUGUGUAAUGCAUAUAAAAACUUUAGAAUGGUACAUUCUAUUAUUUCAGAUAAUAUACUGUAGAACUUUAGUUUUAUUAUUAUUAUUGUGGUAAAUACAUGUAUAACAAAACAUUUACCAUUGAAACAUUAUUUUUUUUUAGUGUGGCAAAAAUAUACAGACCAAAACAUUUGCCAAUACAACUUAAACAGUUUUUACAUGUACAAUUCCAUUCAUCAUGCUGCGUGACCAUCACCACUAACCGUUUCCAAAUUUUUCCAUCACCUUUAACAGAAACUCAGUGUUUUGUAAGCAAAUAGUUUUUUUUUUAAUAAUUAUAUGUUUAUUUUAUAGAGGUUUAGAAAAAAAAUGUAACUGGCACCCCAGAAGUUAUUCUCGUUUAGGACCAAGCAAAAGUACCUAGACCUAUUUAACUCUUUUCCCCAAACUCUAAACUUUAGUGUCAAACUUGUGAUUGACGAUGAUAACAGUUUGUAAAUUUGAAUUUCAAGUAGAUUAUUCAUGAUUCAGCAGAAACAAAACUUGGUAAAUUGAGUUUGCUGCUUCCAGAUGAUGCAGAGUAACUUGGUCCAUGGGGGUCGAAUGGUCUAAACUAUAUAGGGUAUGUCAGUUAUUCGAAAUUCAAAUUAUAAUAAUUAACUUUCCAUUGCUUUCUUUUCCACAGAAAUAUAGGUUUUGUAAAAAUUAAAACAUUCACUGUUAACAAUAAACCAAUGUCAAUAAGCAUAAAUAAAAAAAAGUACAUAGGUCUAUUUAAACUUUUAAUUGAUUUAAAGACAAGCAUUAAGUUAAAAUGCUAUUUAAUUGAAGGAAAAAAAGGAUUAAGUAAAACGAGGUUCUGUGGUUAUGGGAAAAAGCAUGAAGAAGAAAGGGUAACAGGCAGAAAUACAUUUAAUGGUCACCUCCGAACUGGGUGGCAGGGAAAUUUUACUUUUGUUUUAGUCCUUUGGGCUAGUAUUUUUCUUGCGUCUUUGGUUUUCUUCAUUCUCUUUGCUCCUGGUGGGAUGGGACCAAUAGAUGUAUCUUAGAUGGCCACUCGCAAGCUUUUA
Molecule: messenger RNA, 2650 nt
Organism: Trichechus manatus latirostris (Florida manatee)
Lineage: Eukaryota; Metazoa; Chordata; Mammalia; Sirenia; Trichechidae
Gene: C5AR1
Product: complement C5a receptor 1
Exons: 2
Coding region: 54-1109 (351 amino acids)
Biological process (GO): complement receptor mediated signaling pathway; phospholipase C-activating G protein-coupled receptor signaling pathway; positive regulation of cytosolic calcium ion concentration
Cellular component (GO): plasma membrane
Molecular function (GO): G protein-coupled receptor activity; complement component C5a receptor activity
Source: RefSeq, a predicted model, not a curated record